Gongylonema pulchrum is the source of this 213-nucleotide messenger RNA. Lineage: Eukaryota; Metazoa; Nematoda; Chromadorea; Rhabditida; Gongylonematidae. The record is from the annotation of a GenBank genome assembly.
AUGAAUUGUGAUGGAAUGAGCGCUGAUGUGCGAAAUGAUUACGCCGAAAUAUGGAAUGAAAUCAAAGAUUUCACGGCAAUUGAUGGGGAUAGUGCAAAAUUGCUGUUGCUGUCAGAUGACUGGAAUAUAGUUGUUGGCUCAUUCGAUGCUCUUUUUGUCCGUGCAAAGGAGACUUCAUUCUGUACGUAUUUUUGCACUUCUCUGAGGUACUAA